Nicrophorus vespilloides is the source of this 713-nucleotide messenger RNA. Its product is annotated as ubiquitin-conjugating enzyme E2 N-like. Lineage: Eukaryota; Metazoa; Arthropoda; Insecta; Coleoptera; Silphidae. The record is from RefSeq and is a predicted model, not a curated record. The transcript is spliced from 2 exons. The coding region runs from base 199 to 657 and encodes 152 amino acids.
CAUGAACAGAUGGUUGUCAAACUGAAGCCUCUUUGUACAUAACCCCCUUUAACAUUUCUAUGGGAUUUAACAUCUAAGGUGUAUUUCUAGAUACAUUUCCUUUCAUAUCGUUCACUCUAGAGAUAAUUAGCUGCUGUGCUGACUAAUAAGAGAUUCGGUAAGUCUCCUACAGAACCAAGUCCUAAAUAAGCUUCAGGAAUGGCAAGUACCUCUAAACGAAUAUUAGUUGAAACAAAAAAUCUGUCCAAAGAUCCACCACCAGGUAUAAGUGCAUACCCAGAUGAAGAUAAUUGUAGAUACUUCCAUGUUAUUAUGGCAGGACCAAGCGGUUCACCAUAUGAGGGUGGAUUAUUUCAGUUGGAGCUCUUCCUACCAGAAAACUAUCCACUGAAUCCGCCGAACGUCAGAUUCCUGACGAAAAUUUACCAUCCCAAUAUUGAUAAGUUGGGGCGCAUAUGUUUGGACAUAUUGAAAGAUCAGUGGAGUCCUGCACUCCAGAUUCGCACGGUGCUACUCUCCAUCCAAGCGUUAUUGGGCAGCCCUAAUCCGGACGAUCCACUUGCAAACGAUGUUGCAAAAAUGUGGAAGACUAACGAGGUGGAGGCUAUAAUGAAAGCCAAGGAGUGGACCAGAGAAUACGCCUCAUUGAACAAUUAAAAUCCAUGAUUAAUAUUAUUUUUCUGUUUAGGGAACAUAUUAGAAAUUAAAUAGUA